AUGCCGCACGUGGAAUUCUGUGACAAUUCCAUCGAACCAGUUGAUCAUCUUGAGAGCUACAAGGCUCUCAUGACAAUCCAAGGGGCAAUAGACGCCCUUCUAUGCAUCGGAUUUUCGGUCACACUUCAGAAAGUUGCUCGAGUUUGGUACUCCGGACUUCGAUCGGGAAGCAUCCACUCUUUCAGACAACUGGAACAUUUCUUUAUAGCCCACUUCAGCACUAAUCGGAUGUUGCUGCGAAUCUCGGAUUGUCUCUUCUCGAUCAAACAAGGAGAGAUCGAAAUAUUUCGAGAUUUUGUGGUCCAAUUCAAUGCGGCCAUGCUCGAGGUCAAGGACCUCAAUGAAGACAUAGCCAUAUCGGUCAUGAAAAGAGGUUUAAGGAGAUCUCGAUUCACGUAUUCACUGGAUAAAACUUCCUCAGAUAUAUGCUGA
Messenger RNA from Elaeis guineensis (African oil palm), 432 nucleotides. Lineage: Eukaryota; Viridiplantae; Streptophyta; Magnoliopsida; Arecales; Arecaceae. The record is from RefSeq and is a predicted model, not a curated record.